Lizanozyma spartinae is the source of this 861-nucleotide messenger RNA. RefSeq names its product Cbr1p (gene CBR1). The transcript has a single exon. NCBI's taxonomy places the organism in Eukaryota, Fungi, Ascomycota, Pichiomycetes, Serinales, Debaryomycetaceae. The record is from RefSeq and is a predicted model, not a curated record. Gene Ontology annotation, molecular function: oxidoreductase activity. The coding region runs from base 1 to 861 and encodes 286 amino acids. Gene Ontology annotation, cellular component: plasma membrane; endoplasmic reticulum.
AUGGCUUUUAUCACAGAGGAUGCCAACCCAUUGGCAGUUUUUGGGACCAUUGCCCUGAUCAUAGGGACAUUUGUAGUGAUCUACCUUGUUAAGUCACAGCAAAAGGCCAAGCCAAUCUUAAUUCCUGAUGAGUUUCAAAAGUUCCCUCUUAUUAAGAAGACAAGAGUCAGUCAUAACUCAGCUGUCUACAGAUUUGGUUUACCAAACUCUAGUGAUAGAUUGGGUUUACCAAUUGGUCAACAUAUCUCACUUGGUGCUGUUAUCGAAGGUAAGGAAGUUGUUAGAUCAUACACUCCUAUUUCCACUGAUGAUGAAUUGGGAUAUUUUGAUCUUUUGAUCAAGACUUAUGAAAGUGGUAACAUUUCUCGAGUUGUGGACAAGUUGGAAAUUGGUGAUACUAUGGAUGUUAGAGGACCAAAGGGUUUCUUCACUUAUACCCCAAACAUGGUUGAAAGUUUUGGUAUGAUUGCUGGUGGUACUGGUAUUGCCCCUAUGUACCAAGUUUUGACUGCUAUUAUGAGAAACCCUGCUGACAAAACCAAGGUUACUUUAUUGUAUGCUAAUGUUUCUGAAUCAGACAUUUUGUUGAAGGAUGAAUUGGAUCAAAUGGCUAAGGACCAUGCCGAUCAAUUCAAGGUUCACUACGUUUUGAACCAAGCUCCUGAAAACUGGAGUGGUUCUGUUGGUUUCGUUACUCCUGAAUUAAUUGAUGAAUACUUACCAAAAGCAAAGGAAGACUGUAACAUUUUGUUAUGUGGUCCUCCACCAAUGAUUUCAGCCAUGAAGAAGUCUUGUGUUGGUUUAGGUUUCCCCAAGUGUAAGCCUGUCUCCAAAUUGGGUGACAAAGUGUUUGUUUUCUAA